AGAGAGCAACACCGCCUAAAACAAAAUGGACUAAUCCCGCCGUGUUCCACAUCUAUAACCCCAUUUCUUCCCCGGCACAAAAAAAUCUUCAUCACCACAUUUCUCCACCGCUUCUUCGAUUCGAUUUGCAGAGAAAUCUCCGAUGGAAAACUCCAGACCCAGAUCCGUCUUCGUCGACAUCGGACUAAGAGAGCUCAACGGAUUCCGAGUAAGGAAGCGACCGUUCUUCGCAGAUUCCGAGCUGGUUUGCAGAGAAAUAGCCAGCGUUGCUGUGGAACACGACGGCUAUCGGACUCCUCCCUUGGCCGUCUCCUUCUGUAAGAGUAGCAGGAACUCACAAGUAUUCGCGGUGUCUGAUGAGGAUGGACAUGUGAGCUUGUUUAAUUCGAAUCACAAGUUCGCCUCUUCUGCAACUCACCAAGAGAACACAGAUAAUGCUAGGUUUCGUGACUGGAUUGCUCAUAAUAAUGCGGUCUUCGACGUUUCUUGGAUCAAGGAUGAUAGUUGUCUUCUGACUGCUUCUGGUGAUCAAACUAUUAAAGUAUGGGAUGUUGAGGAGAAUAAGUGUACUGGAGUACUUAUAGGACAUACAGGAACUGUGAAAUCAAUGUGUUCACAUCCAACAAACUCUGAUCUUCUUGUCUCUGGUUCAAGAGAUGGAUGUUUUGCGCUAUGGGAUUUAAGAUGUAAGAGUACCUCUCACGAAGAGGAGUUUUGCAUCAACUCUACCGGCAUGGUUAAAGGAGCCCAUCUCUCUCCUCUUUCAAAACGAAUUGGACGUCGCAAGGCUGCUUCAUCAAGCAUUACCUCUGUGCUUUAUCUCAAGGAUGAGAUCACAAUUGCCACUGCUGGAGCACCAGAUAGCGCCUUGAAAUUUUGGGAUACUAGAAAGCUGAAAGUUCCCAUUGCCCAAGCAUCUCCACAGUCAGACACAACAAACAAUAAGGAAAAGAGAGCACAUGGUAUAGUGUCCCUGUCCCAAGACUCAAGUGGAACCUUUCUUACAGCAUCAUGCAAGGACAACAGAAUCUAUCUAUACAACAUACUGCAGCUUGACAAAGGACCUGUACAAUCUUUCUCUGGUUGCCGAAUAGAUUCUUUUUUCAUUAGGACAAUGAUUAGCCUUGAUGGUGAGCACAUUUUGAGCGGUUCAAGCGACGGAAACGCUUACAUAUGGCAGGUGAAUAAGCCUCAUGUAGAUCCUACAGUCUUGAAAGGCCAUGACAAAGAAGUAACUGCUGUAGAUUGGUCUCAAUCAGAGAUAGGGAAGGUAGUUACAGCUUCAGAUGACUUCACGGUACGACUGUGGAACAUAGAGACCAGCCGCUGCUCAAACCCAACAGCAUCUACUUCUAGAGUUAAACGCAGAGUAACCUCAUUGUCAAAUACUGACGCCGUAGAAAGACUUGAUGCUAACAAAGAACCUGAGAGUCCCCAAAAGCAUUCAUCAGAUAAUCAUUCUAUGCCUAUCAUCAGAACUCCAGAGGCUCAGACGAAGAAAAUAUCGUUAUCAUCAUCAUCAACAUUGUCAUUAUCAUCAUUAGAAGAAGAUAAAAUGUGCGAGAAUACACCAGAAACCACGGUCAACAGUCCAUCAUCUGUCCUAAACCCUCCUUCCUCUGUCAAAAGGCGAACCAUUAGAGAUUACUUCCUGGUCACUCCCUAAACAUGUUUCUCCUUUUCCAAAGAUUGUUAUUGUUGUACAGAAAUAUGUAAGAUUUUAUUAGAUUCAGGCUGUAUCUGAAAUUUUUGCAUAAAGUGAAUC
Messenger RNA from Brassica oleracea var. oleracea, 1765 nucleotides. Its product is annotated as denticleless protein homolog. The record is from RefSeq and is a predicted model, not a curated record. NCBI's taxonomy places the organism in Eukaryota, Viridiplantae, Streptophyta, Magnoliopsida, Brassicales, Brassicaceae. Gene Ontology annotation, cellular component: nucleus. Gene Ontology annotation, molecular function: protein-macromolecule adaptor activity; protein binding. The transcript has 16 exons. Gene Ontology annotation, biological process: proteasome-mediated ubiquitin-dependent protein catabolic process. Bases 143 to 1666 code for a protein of 507 amino acids.